AUGGACAACCGCUUCGGAACCUUACCGGCAAUAGCGACAGCCGGACCGAAACCAACUGCUCCUGAUGAUGCUGCUGCUGCCCAUGCUGCUUCUGCACUGCCCUCGCCGUUCGCCCCUGACCCAGGCGGGGGCGACGGGCGGCAGCAGCCGCAGCAUCAACGGCAACGGCAACGGCAGCAAGCGGUGCUGCCCCUCUGGGAAGCGCCUGCUGCUGCGAAGAAGCGUCGCGCAGGGGGUCCUCGCGAGGGCUGCACCAUGUGCAGGCUGCGCAAGGUCAAGUGCUCGGGCAGACCGGUGGUCAACGGCCCCUGCGCCAACUGCUCGAGGCUGGAGCUCGAAUGCAGCUUCGUUGACGCCGAGCAAGGCAAAGUAUCUAGGGUCGCACCGUCCAGGGACCGCACAGAGGCUGGGACGGCGAGGAAACGUGCCCAGAAGGCCUGUAAAGAAUGCCACCUCCAUAAAACAAAGUGCUCUGGGGACCUCCCACGGUGCAAGCGGUGCGAGGCGAACGACCUGGCGUGCGAGUACGUGGCCUCGAGGAGGAAGUUCUCCCACGCGCCUACUUUGCAGUCAACGUCCCAGAGCGACGGCCAGGAAGUCGAGGACAGGCCUAGUUUAACGGACGUCAAAGACGACGCAAAGCCACUCAUAUCACCUGUUGGUUUCUCCAUCUCUCCGGCCUUGACGUCCCAGACUAGGCGGUCCUCGGUGGGGAACCUGUACGGGGAAGACCUUUUAGCUCAAAAAGAUACCCUGGUUAGGCAUUUUGAUGUCUUCUUCCAGCUAUGGGCGCCCCAGCCCUGCAUGGGUAUCAUGCAGCGGGACUCGACCUACAUCGAGAUUGAUGAACGACGGCUCCAUCCCAUCGUGGCCGCAGCUGUCUGUGCCAUGACCUCCCGUAUCGUCCACCCCGGCCGAAAACAGAUCCCGUUCGCGGACCGGUGCGCAGACCAGGUCGACUUCUACCUUUUCCGCGCCAUCGACUCGUUCCUGCGCAAGACCGCCCACGAAAACCUGGUCGUCCUUGUCUGUGCCAUCUGCCACUUUUGGCAUGAGAACCAGAUGAGCAAGGUCUGGAUGUACAUGGGCCUUGCCGCCCGCCUCAUCACGGCCCUGCAGCUCAACUGGGACGGCGCGGGUGAGUCCCCUGUCAAGCAAGAGACUAACCGCCGGCUGGUCUGGGUGUGCUACAUCCUAGAUCGUCUGUUGGCAGGGGGGUUCGACGAGCAUCUUGUGCUGCGCGACGACGAUAUGCACCUGAAACUGCCUGUAAGUAACGAGGUGCUGUAUGAAGCCGUCAGUGCGGCAGAAGCAUCCGGGCAGGCCCCAGCCGGGUUCGUAGGAACGCGAAGCAUCUCAAAGAAGCUGUCCAUGGAUGGCUAUCAUCUGAGGCUCCACCGGUUGAGGCAUCAUAUACUGGGGGUGACCAAACGACUCACGAGCCCACCAACUCCGCACCCUCGAAGGCCUCGCCUGGAGGCUUCGCAGGUCAUCAAGCUGGUCAAUGGCCUUCAGAACCAGCUCAUCAGUUUCAGCCAAUCACUAUCUGAAGAUUUAAAAUUAAAUGAUGCCAAUACGAACCGCUUUCUUAAUUCGCCAGAAGGCCCAAGCUUUAUCAUGUUACACUCUCUCUUCUGGAUUCUCCAUGUCGAUCUGUACCGCUUCACGAUCCCAGGGAUCCGUGAGGAAGCUAACCCAGAGCUAUCAAGACAACUACCCAGAGACUUCGUCCUCAAGUCGCAGAGACAGGCAGUUGGCUACGCAGUCAGUCUCGCCCGGUUUUGGCGGACGCUACAAGGCAUCGUGGCCAAGAGACCACCCGGGGACGGGACCGAGAGGCUCCUCACGGUGGACCAAAUGUUUGCUAUACACGUCAUCCAACCUACUAAGAUACUGCUAGCCGCAAGGCAAAAUCAUCUGUUCGACGAUCUAGAAGAUAGUACCGCACCCCUCGUGCGGCAGGGGCCGGUCGACGAUGCGGCUCUAGCGGCACUCGUGGAUUCCAACAUGCAACUAAUCCCGCCAUUCGCUCGCUUCUUCCCUCGCAUCAUGGAUAUUACCCAAGACCUCCGCCAAGCGGUCGCCAACUUCACGCACGACACUCGUUACGAUCAGCCGGAGGCGAUAGGCGCGCCCGCGGUCAAGCCUCACGCGGAGUUCAGGCUGCCCGGUCCCCAUUACGUCCUCGAGAAUGCCCUCGUCCAGCGCGUGCCGGGCCCGGACGACAGAGACAGGGAGAAGCAGAGGAACAUGUCGGCCGCUGAUCUCUGGUUCCGGUCCAAGAAGAGGUCCCGGGAGGAGAGCCCGGUGCUGAUGACGCCACCGAUGAUUAGGCCCCCAGAUGAGGUGGCUGUUAUCCCACCAGUCAACGGCGCGCCCGAGAUCCCGAUCUGGCUGGCAGAGGCGCGCGGUUGCGACCCCCUGCCGGACACGCCGCCGCAGGACGGCGGCGCCGAUGACGCGCAGGCGUGGAUGGGCUCCUCCUCCCAGUCCGGAGGGGUCGGGCUGGGGCUUAGCAAUGCGUACCUGUUCGACGGGUCCUGGUCCAUGCAGCCGUCGCAGGCUGACUUUGAUAUGAUGGCGGGCCAUCCGUAUGGGCAAUCGGGCCCGACGACGCUUCUGUAUGAGCGAGCAAGGGGGAGUGCAAGUGCUGCCAUCCCUCCUGCGAUGCAUGCAGGUGGUGUUGGGGGCGAUAAGAGGAUGUAUUAUGAGAGGACGGGUGGUGCACAACUGCCCUAUCCACAGCAUCUCAACGACUUUGUUGGCUAA
Molecule: messenger RNA, 2769 nt
Organism: Diaporthe citri
Lineage: Eukaryota; Fungi; Ascomycota; Sordariomycetes; Diaporthales; Diaporthaceae
Exons: 6
Coding region: 1-2769 (922 amino acids)
Biological process (GO): DNA-templated transcription; regulation of DNA-templated transcription
Cellular component (GO): nucleus
Molecular function (GO): DNA-binding transcription factor activity, RNA polymerase II-specific; zinc ion binding; DNA binding
Source: RefSeq, a predicted model, not a curated record